AUGGCCCUAAUCCAGCAUCAUGUCGAGCCACAUCUUGUGUCCAACUCUCGCCCAACAUUCUACCUUAUCCACGCCCCCAAGCGCAUGUUCAAGGGCGAUCAUCGCCGCACGGCUCCAUUCGCCUGGUUCGUGCCGCUGCCCGACCAAUGGCUGGGGCGGCCGAAAUUACUACUCUACGCUUUGGGACCCUGGUCCAGCCCAGUGGUACGGAUACCAUCUCCCACUUCACAUUAUUAG
Molecule: messenger RNA, 237 nt
Organism: Akanthomyces muscarius
Lineage: Eukaryota; Fungi; Ascomycota; Sordariomycetes; Hypocreales; Cordycipitaceae
Exons: 3
Coding region: 1-237 (78 amino acids)
Source: RefSeq, a predicted model, not a curated record